AUGAGUACACUUAAAGAAGCUCUGGAAGCAAAGGAGACGUCAGAAGCAUUGAACACUCUGACUUUUGCGGUUCCGGCAGCCGAUUCCCAAUGUUCUACAGAGCUUCUACUUCAGACUCCGCAACGCCUCUUGGGUGUUCCCAGCAGCGAUACUCCAUUUACAUUCUCCUCUGCAUCACAGCAAGGCGACGAGCAGACUCGGAAGCUUGUUGACCAUAGGGUUUGGGAGGAGAUCCGAACCAGUACAUAUCGGGAUGCAAAAGGAUUCCACCAGAAAUACUUUGAGGAUAAGGACUGGUCGGGUCGUGCGCAGGCCGUGUGCGAGUCGAUCAAGACACAACACAUCGACAAUAAAUGGGUGAAUCUGAAUGAUUCACCUAAUCAAACCCAAAUAUUAGAUUGGAUAUUCGCACUGCAAAACAAUCAUCUCUCUGAAGAGCAACGUCAUUACUGUUCAACAAACUCUACAAAAGAAAUUACUGGUGGCGAGGUAUAUCGGCAGAUCGAUUUAGUUGUCAGGAGAAAGAAUAGAGAGCCAUCAGACGCAGAGUGUCUCCGAAAAGACAUCGCGGUUAUUGGUGAGCUCAAGGCAUCUAAUCAUGAUGGUGUCAAAAAGCCACUGAUACAACUAGCGGUAUACGCCCGAGACGUAUUCGCCAAUCAACCAACACGCCGCUAUCUUCACGCGUUUACUAUAUGCGGGAAUAAAAUGGAGUUAUGGGUAUUUGAUCGCUCAGGAUGCUACAGCCCUGGCCCAUUCAAUAUCCACGAGCACCCAGACCGAUUUAUUCGAGUGCUUUCAGGCUAUAUCAUGAUGAAUGACGACGACCUGGGUCUUGAUACGUUCAUAAAGCGAGAGAGCGACUCUUACUUUAUGAGUAUUGACGGCAGUGGGUGUAAGAGACAGAGGUUACAGCUAAACCCAGUGCCUCUCACCCACCAGCGAGCGAUUGUCUCCCGUGCGACAUCCUGCUUUCUCGCAAAGCAUCCAGAAUCCAAUGACUAUGAUCAUGUUGCCAAGUUUUCUUGGCCCUCCAGUCAGCGGAAAUCGGAGAUAGAUUUCUUCAAUAUAGCCGACCAGAGAGGAGUCCAAGGCAUUGCUAGACUGAUUGGCCAUUACGAUAUCACCAACAUCGAUGACAUACGCUCAGGCAUAACAUUCACAAAACGCUAUUCGUUCAAAGGCACCGCCAGCGGCGUUUCUUCCUUCUCACGAUUACUUUUCCAACCUCAACACUCGCUUAAAAGGAACCGUAGCAGCACAGAGAUUGCUACUAAGCGUUCUAUGAAGCGUAAGUUAGUCGAUGAGAACCUAAAACCCAAACGAUCCAGGUUUCAAAGUCAGCGAUCGGAUCUGCAAAAUGAGGUCACAUAUCUCGCCAGGGAGAGCUAUGGAUCUCGUUCAAUCGGGUCCAGUGACAGUCUAUUUGAUAACCGCACUUUUCGCUGUCUCGUAUUCUCUCCUGCAGGUCGGCCGAUCUACCAAUACCAAUCCCCUCUGGAGUUGCUAGAAGCGCUUUGCGAUGGUAUCAAGGCUCAUCAGUCUCUAUAUUCCAAGGGAAACAUCCUUCACCGCGAUAUCUCUGAAAAUAAUAUCAUCAUAACUGAUCUAAAAAAGGACGGUUUCUCAGGCAUACUGAUUGACUUGGACCUUGCCAAGGAGCUUGGCAGCGGACGGAGCGGCGCACGUUGCCGCACGGGCAGAAUGGAGUUUAUGGCUAUCGAAGUGCUACGAGAUACUGACCACACUUAUCGGCACGAUCUUGAGUCUUUCCUUUACGUUUUGCUUUGGCAGUGUAUUCGUCGUGGUUGGGAGUUUGUGGGGCGUACUCUUUCGAAGCCAAGUCAGCUCACAGGUUGGUAUACCGGCACGUUUGAGGAUAUAGCAAGAAAUAAGCAAGGAAACAUGGAUGAAAUUGCAUUUGAAAAAUUGCGAUCAAUCUUAUUCCCUAUCAAGGGAGAUGCGUUAUUCACCAGGACGCCAUCGGACUCAAGCGAUUUAUACGGACCAAUGGUUAACGCGUUUGGCGAAAUGAUUGCUCGUAUGAUGAGCUGA
Trichoderma asperellum CBS 433.97 is the source of this 2055-nucleotide messenger RNA. The record is from RefSeq and is a predicted model, not a curated record. NCBI's taxonomy places the organism in Eukaryota, Fungi, Ascomycota, Sordariomycetes, Hypocreales, Hypocreaceae.